UCACUGUAUAAUAAAGCCAAGAAACAAACACCCCUGCUGCUGAAAAACUUCAAGGAGCUGUUUACACUUCAUCCAAAAUUAAUGUAAUUUCCUCUUCACCUCUCCCCUUCCUUCUUUUUCUUUCUACAGAAAGGGCGUACCCCCAAAUUGGGUAACUCUAUGCAUCUGUUCCAGGAACUGAGAACUGUGAGAUUUCCGUGCCCUGUUGUCCACAGGAGAUUUAAAUACUGUUCUGAGACUGUGCUUCACGUAAACAACCCCCAGUAUCACUGUGUCAUGAAAUCCUUUAGUAUGAGCCAAAAACCCCUUCUGACUUUUGCGUGAAUCACUCUGUUAGCUCCAAGUGACACUGACCGUUCAUUUGAUCCCAGCCAGAACCUUAUCCCUGUUUCUCCUGUGGGAGCAACCAAACUUUUGAAUUCUCCUGUAACCUUGCCAGAAAUGACAAGUGAAGAAGUGACAUAUGCAGACCUGAGGUUCAUAACACCGGAAAAAUCCCAGGACCAGGAGCUCCAGACUGCCAGAGCAAAAGAUUCCCCCAGUCCAUCUUCCUGUUGGAGGCUGGCUACAGCGGUGCUUGGGGUCUUCUGCCUAAGUUCAGUGGUAGCUGCAGGAGUCUUGGCUACCAGGUUCAUCCUGGUCUGCCACCUUGUGCAUGAAAGGGAUGAAAACUUCACCCUGCAAAAGGCAGUUAUGGAAAGUCUCAACCAGCAGCUGGAGCUCCUCCAGGCUCAGAAUUUGAACUUGACAGAGACUGUAAAGCAACUUGCCACCUCCAGAGGACAUAAAUGUAUUCCUUGUCCUGAGAACUGGCUACAGUAUGGGGAGAACUGCUACCACUUUACAAAGGAAUGGAAAACUUGGCAAGAAAGCAAGGCUCAAUGCUCUACUCUGGAGUCCAGGCUUCUUAAGAUAGAGAGUAAGGAAGAGCUGGACUUCACAAUGCGAUCAGCACAGUCUUACAGUUCUUACUCUUUCUGGAUUGGGCUGUCCCACAAUGGAUCUGAGGGGCCCUGGCUGUGGGAGGAUGGAUCAGCUUUCUCCCCUGACCUGUUUCAGAUCCAACGAGCCAGCUCAAGUCCUUUCCUAGAUUGUGCGUGGCUUCAAGGUGCAAAUAUAGACACUGCAUGGUGUGGCGAGUACAAAUUUUACAUUUGUGAGAAAGUGGUGGAUCCUGCGGUGGUCGAGAAAGUGAGCUACUCAGACAGGCACUAGUGUGCAGAGCUCUGCAGAGAGCCCCGUCCUGGGAUACGCCGUUGUGGGGGCGAGUUCUGCCCCAGGGUUUGCAAUAGGGUAAACAAGUCUGAGCUUAGGUUAAUGUAACAUCAGGGAUAAUCUAAGCUUAACUUGCCUGCUGGUGAUGCACAUCAGCCAGACUCCUUCUUGGGCUUUUUCUUCAACAAUUUCAUUCCCUCUUUCUUCUUUCAGUCCUGGCAUUCUUGUGUAACCACUUCUACCCACUUCUCAUAAAUUCCUUUCUAAAUGAACCAUAAUUAAGUAUAUGAUUCCAGAACUCUAUUUUAAAGAUUCAUACCUGUCUCCCAGAAACAGGAAUCAAUGACCGUUUGUAAGAGCAAAACAUCAUGUUUUCAAAAUCCAUCCACUGGGUAUUCACGGAUGUGAGCUCCCAAUUUACAAUAAAUUUCCAAAUAUUUGAUUUAAUUUCACUCCUCGUGUACUGAUAACUGGAAAGUACAACAGUAUCAGAGCCUGCAUUAAAAGACAAAUAAAAAUAUUUAUAGUUCUUCUGGUUAGAGAGAAAAGCUUUCAAAUGGGAUUGUAUGCCCUAUGGGCUCAAAAAACAGAAGGCAAAGAUGGAACACAUAUUUAUUGAGGAAAGUCAGCAGUAUUUAAUGCUCAGGAAUGCCAGUCCAGCUGCUAGUGGAUUGUUCUGCUGCAUCGAGCGUUAGAGGGGAAGGUGCAUUCCUCUAAGAUAUCUGUCUUGAUAAUUAUCCAUGUCACAUCUGAUCCAGUUCUUUGAUUUCUCAAAUCCAUUUUCCAUUCUGUUGCAGAAUUUCACAACGAAUAAAUAUCGCUGCUACUGACCUUUUCUGUAGUGUGUCUUUUUAGUAAGUCACUGUGCACAGUAGGCUCAACAACCAUCAAGUACAGGGCCUUUAAUGAUGCAAAGCCUCCUGCCGCUUUGCUGCUGUUUAGGAGGCUGUUCAAAGAGAAGACUGCAUCAAAGAGAGCAUCUCUUUUCUGUGGCACUAGCAAACAAUAGAGAUCUUUGAAAUCUCUCAGGAGCAGUCAUGUUUUUCUUUAGGACUUUUGUUCCUGUGUGUAUUUGUGCUAAUUUGAGCCAUUCAAUGAAAACCGAACUGUAAGUCAGGGAAGGUGGAGGUAUUUAGGCAAGCCUCUAAUUAUGUUUAUUUCAGACAUAAAGCUGUGCAUCAGAAGUCUGCAGUAGCAACAGCCAACAAGUGUGCUGCAUCCCUCUCUAAAUGAGUGUUUAGCAAUAUGGCAAUUAUCUUAAUUAUGGAUAUGAAGAAGUAAUUUGGAGGAGCAGGGACAACAGAGAGCGUCUUGCUACACAGCUAUCUCAUAGUCUGGAAAUACUGCAAUUUCUAAGUCUAAGCACGGGGCCUCAGCAGCCGUGGAGAUACUACCUGGGAUCCCAGCUCUGACUGAUCUACGGUGGAUGCAGGUACGAUGUGAAUGAUGGGAGGGGUAACCCAUCCAGAGCUGUUGUUCUAACACAUGCGGGACAUGGUGGGAGGCCCUGUCUUAUAACCCUUGAUAAUACAAGAGGGUCUUAAAGAUCACACCAUGAGGAAGCAGGAGAGCCCUCACUGAGGGGGCUGGUAUGAGGAGGAGCCGGUGAAGAGCUGAAGCAGUGAGUGAAACUGAUGUGAGGGAACUGGUGCGAUGGGCAUGGGGUCAGCGGACCAGUGAGGGGAGCAAUGGUUGAUCAUAGGGGCCUGGCUGAGGGAAAAGUGUUGCAUGCAAAAAGCCCUGGUAUUAUGGACUGGGAGUGAAACGCUGAAGAAAAUGAAGGAAGGAAAUGUUGAAUGAAAGUCUACUGUUCUGUACUGCAUUUGGGAGAAGAAUCCAUUAGCCUGUCUUGUCCCCCUGUCCGAGACAUGAAGCACGGGUCCCUGUGCCUGGCUGCUGAAUACACAAGCUCAGGAACUUAUGAAACAAGGGGUAAGUUCCUAGUCCUCAUUGCUGUCUGGAUUUUUUCAUUUUAUACCACGUCUUCAUGCCUCAAUGACUUGUAAUUAGAAUCUCUACAUGAUGAGCCAAGUUGCACUGAAUAGAAGAGCACAUGGCAUCCAGUAAUUGCCCUGAGAUGUGCAGUGUACAAUGUGUUACUGUGUUUGAGUAAAACCUAACCCUGAAUUUCCUUGAUAUGUAGCGUAAAUCAGUUCUUGUUUUUUGGCUUACACCAGGAGAGAAAAAUUUAGCCUUAUAUGUAAGAUGAUCACUUAAGUCACAAUACAAUAAUUAUUAUAACAGAGGUCAUAUCUUUUGUUAUAUGAGGUUAAAAUGUUCAGGACUUUAAAGCAAUUCAGAACUAAGCAAUUUCAUGCACAUAUCUUCUGCACUUUACUCUUUCCCAUAGCCACCUACACACAUGGGACUGUCUUCUAAAUCACUCUGUGCAUUCUUCAUGCAAUUCUUCUUAACUCCCUUUGAAAUGUCCCCCUCAGAAAUCUUUCUCAGAUUGCCCAGGGUCCAUUAAACUAGUUGGUUCACAGGAGUCUGUUCUGUGCUGCUGAGUAAAGGGAAUAUUCUCAGUAAGCAAUGAGUUAGAGAAACAGUCUUUCCACUUAGCUUUGCAAGUCAUGCUAACCAUUGCAUUUUGCACAGGUGCCUGUGAAGUCUGGUCCUUCAAAAUUACCGCAACUUCAAUGUUAAUUUGUCUUAAGAAUGAUGUCGUCUCUGCUGUCAUUUGGCUGCAGAAAGCAUUUAAAACUGACAAAGUUCAAAAAACAUCAUGCAAUCAUAGCUUUAAUCGAAUGAACUGAGUCAUUCAAGUCAUACAAUGCUCGUAGGCAGAUCUUUAGGUUUUGUUGCACACUGAAAAAGACAAAGGGUGAAGAUAUUUUUUUGACAGCCACCACUAGAUUAGUAAUUAGUUGUUGUCUGUUGUUGCCAUAAGGUUUUAUUAGCACAGCCAGUUCUGUAUUCUUGAUGUUAUGUUGUUCACAGUGAUAAAAAAAUCUUGAGUCUAUGAUUAGCCUUUUCAGUUCAAUACAAUGUCCAUUAAAAUCAGCAUAUAAGCACUGUACCCAUGCCACGUUGUUACAAAACAAGCCUUCAGCU
Messenger RNA from Harpia harpyja (harpy eagle), 4269 nucleotides. RefSeq names its product oxidized low-density lipoprotein receptor 1-like. NCBI's taxonomy places the organism in Eukaryota, Metazoa, Chordata, Aves, Accipitriformes, Accipitridae. Gene Ontology annotation, molecular function: (1->3)-beta-D-glucan binding. The transcript is spliced from 6 exons. The record is from RefSeq and is a predicted model, not a curated record. Bases 442 to 1215 code for a protein of 257 amino acids. Gene Ontology annotation, biological process: cellular response to molecule of fungal origin.